AUGGCUUUUUCUACCUUCAAUGUAAUAAAAACAAAUGAUGUAACUGUACUUGAUGAUGAGAACAAUAAAUAUGAAGGCAAAUCAGUUAUUAUUCAAUAUCCCGGUUAUCGUAUAUUAAUUAUAGACACUGGAUUAUUAGAAAGACAUAGAAAACCAAAUAUUUUAUCUACAAUUGAUGUCAUCAUUGUAUUACAAUGGAAUUCAACUGUUCAAUUAUCAUUAAAUAACUUGUUCAAUGAAAUUGUUAGCAAACAAUUCAUAUUUGAAAAGUGCACAUGUUUAAUUCUACCAACGAUAUGUCAAUUGAAACAUAUUCAAUUCAAUUCACUUCAACAUAAAUUAAUAAAAUCUUCAAUGAUCAAGAAUGAUGAAAUUAAAGAAAUGAUCUGGUUACAAAUUGCAUUGAAAUUAGGACUAACAGUUUUACAAAAAACAAAUUGUAAUAGUGAAUUACUCAAACGAAAUUUAUUAUUAUAUGAAAAAUUUGGAGUAGGAAAAUUGAAAAUAUUACCUAUCUCAACUGGAUGUGUUGCUAACCAUGGCUUAUCUUAUAGUGUAUUGUUUACAUGGAUCCCUUAUGAAAUACAAUUGUCCAACAUAACAGAACAUCAUAAGAAUUAUGCCAAAGUAUUUUUCUAUUCAGUAACAUUAGAUUCAAAAAAAGGAAAUGAUUCCGUCAAUGAAAAGCAAUUAGUUUACCAUGGAAUUGAAACUGAACAGAAGUUAAAUAAUGAAUCUAUUACAAUUACAAAAUCACUUGUACAACAAUUGAUACGAUAUGUUGGAAUGAACUGUUCAAUUAAUAAGAAAGGAAUUACAGAACAUGAUGUGACUUAUUCUCAGUCGAAAAUAACUCGGUCAAAAACAUUCACCUCAGGCUUAAAUCCACCAAAACGUACAAUUUAUACAAACGCAGUACGUUCGACAACCAAUCCAAUUUUAAGGAAAAGUCGUGAACAGAAAUAUGAAAAUGAUAUGGUUAAGUCUCCUGAAGAUAAUCAUAAGCAAAAGUGUGGAAUUAAACAAGUUACAUUCAGUGGAACGGUUAAUUAUGUUUCAACUGAAGAUUUUGUUGAGAAAGUCACAAUGAAGUCAUCCGUAAAUGUCAAUCAAUCAGUGAUACCGAAAGCACUGCCAUCGCCAAUAGUAAAGGGAAUAUCAACGAAAAAACCAUUGUCACCACAAACAACAGUAGUUAAUACUAAUACUACUAAUGCUGCCACUAUUACUACGAAUAUUCCUGAAAGUCCUGUUAUUGUAUCAAAUGAAAAAAGCAAUGGUGAAUUAUUUCUUCAAUCUAAUGAAGAAUGUUCUUUUGAAGAGAAAACAGAGAUUCUGCUAACCAAAUCAACUUCAUGCCCUAAUCAACUGGCACAGCAUACAUUAAAUAAUCAUUCUAGACCUACAUCAUUAUUUGAAAAGGAUUCCGAUUAUCAAUAUUAUUACUAUUAUAAUAGUGAUCAAGAAUAUGAAAGAUUUCCAAUAUCAGCCACCGUAUUAUUAGCUAUACCUGAAGGUGGUGAAAAUGACUACUAUGCUGAUUCACCACAAUGUAUAACAGUUAAAGAACUAAAAGAAUUAGGAUUAUAUGCUAGUGAAGAGGACGAUGAUGACGAAGAUGAAGAUGAUGAGAAUGAAAGUAACAGGAGUGAAGACAGAAAUGAAAACGAUACAGGAAUAAAUGUGUGUGAGUUAGAUAAUACAUUAUCAGAUGAUGGAACUAAUAGUCCUAGUUUCAUCAAUGAAACUGUAUCCGAUUUUAAUGAAGUGCACAUUCCAAAAAAUAUCAGUCUAACACAUCAUGAAGAAGUAAUGAUUUCAUAA
Schistosoma curassoni is the source of this 1824-nucleotide messenger RNA. NCBI's taxonomy places the organism in Eukaryota, Metazoa, Platyhelminthes, Trematoda, Strigeidida, Schistosomatidae. The record is from the annotation of a GenBank genome assembly.